Molecule: messenger RNA, 8930 nt
Organism: Epinephelus fuscoguttatus (brown-marbled grouper)
Lineage: Eukaryota; Metazoa; Chordata; Actinopteri; Perciformes; Serranidae
Gene: nlgn3a
Product: neuroligin 3a
Exons: 8
Coding region: 592-3168 (858 amino acids)
Biological process (GO): postsynaptic membrane assembly; synaptic vesicle endocytosis; modulation of chemical synaptic transmission
Cellular component (GO): cell surface; synapse; postsynaptic specialization membrane
Molecular function (GO): signaling receptor activity; neurexin family protein binding
Source: RefSeq, a predicted model, not a curated record
CCUCGGGAUCGCGCCGCGCGCCCCCGCGAAGCUCGUGUUGAGCCGAAGAGUCCAGGCAAAAGCAUCAAAACGCACCAGGACUAGGAGGAGAGCUUUUCCCCGGCCGGAAAAAAACCCACAAUAACAUGGAAGAAAUGCAUUAAAAUGAGAGCGCUGUGAGGAUAAUGAGAGACGGCACCGCUUCACAGGAAGGUCAUUCCCGAAAAACAUAAGCAGUGCGCAGACUAUACGGAUAUUUGGAGUAUACCCGACUGCAAGUGGAGAAGACCCCGAAACAGUGAAACAUUGUCCCGGCUUUUUAUUGUCGGAAAAGCAAGGCAUGGAGGGAUUUACAUCUCGACAAGGCAGCACGGGAUAGAAGAUCUGACGAGCGGAGAGAGGACAGUGAAUAAGGACCGCGCUGCGGAGAGGAGCUGCGUCACUGUGACUGUUUUCUCCUCGCCUGUACGCCGGCGGGCUCCAGUAACACAGCUGAUGACUGUCCCUCAGGUGGCUGGAUUGCAGGGCUGAGCGGGAAGCCUGUGUGUUUGCCGAGGGGGGUGCCCCGGCUUGUAUGUUGGUCACUUGCAGUCGCACUCGCUCACAAGGACCAUGUGGUUUUCUCCAAGGAGAAGUCGUGUCCCCUCGCAGAACUGGCACGCUGCCCACAGCUGCACCAAUUUCAGCGUGCCCUUGUGGGUGUUGAGUUUUUGUUGGUGCUUUGCGGCCAUGAGAGGUCAGAACUACCACCCCACUGUGAACACGCAGUACGGGAAACUCCGGGGGGUGCGGGUGCCCCUGCCUAGUGAGAUUCUGGGGCCGGUGGACCAGUACCUGGGGGUUCCAUACGCCGCCUCCCCAGUGGGAGAAAAGCGCUUCAUGCCCCCAGAGCCUCCUUCCUCCUGGUCAGGGAUCAAGAACGCCACUCACUUUGCUCCCGUCUGCCCCCAAAAUAUUCACAAUGCUGUGCCAGAGAUCAUGAUGCCUAUAUGGUUCACCUUCAACCUGGAUAUAGUUACCACAUACAUACAGGAUCAACACGAGGAUUGUCUUUAUCUAAACAUCUAUGUUCCAACUGAGGAUGUCAAAAGAAUAUCCAAGGAAUGUGCCAGGAAACCCAACAAGAAAAUGUGUAGAAAAGGAGGGGCCCAUGCAAAAAAACAGGGCGAGGAUUUAUCGGAUAACGACGGUGAUGAAGAUGAAGACAUACGAGAUACUGGGGCCAAGCCUGUGAUGGUCUACAUCCACGGAGGAUCCUACAUGGAGGGGACGGGCAACAUGAUCGAUGGGAGCGUCCUGGCCAGCUACGGAAAUGUCAUCGUUAUCACUCUCAACUACCGCGUCGGAGUCCUCGGCUUCCUCAGUACCGGUGACCAGGCUGCUAAAGGGAACUACGGGCUCCUGGACCAGAUCCAGGCUUUACGGUGGAUCAGCGAGAACAUCGGCUUCUUCGGAGGGGACUCAAACCGCAUCACUGUGUUCGGUUCUGGGAUCGGAGCUUCCUGCGUCAGUCUGCUCACCCUCUCCCACCACUCUGAAGGUCUGUUCCACAGAGCCAUCAUUCAGAGCGGGUCAGCCCUCUCCAGCUGGGCGGUGAACUACCAGCCGGUUAAGUAUACACGUCUCCUGGCGGAGAAGGUGGGCUGUAACGUCCUGGACACUUUAGACAUGGUGGACUGUCUGAGGAAGAAGAGCUCCAGGGAGCUGGUGGAGCAGGACAUACAACCAGCGAGGUACCACGUGGCCUUUGGACCUGUAAUCGAUGGGGAUGUUAUCCCCGAUGACCCCGAGAUCCUCAUGGAGCAGGGCGAGUUUCUCAACUACGACAUCAUGCUGGGGGUCAACCAGGGCGAGGGGCUGCGGUUCGUGGAGAACGUGGUGGAUUCGGAAGACGGCGUGUCCGGAAACGACUUUGACUUCUCUGUGUCAGACUUUGUGGACAGUCUGUACGGGUACCCGGAGGGCAAGGACACAUUGAGGGAGACCAUUAAGUUCAUGUACACAGACUGGGCAGACAGGGACAAUCCAGAGACCAGGCGCAAGACACUGGUGGCUCUGUUCACAGACCACCAGUGGGUGGAGCCAUCGGUGGUGACGGCUGAUCUCCACGCUCGCUACGGCUCACCCACCUACUUCUACGCCUUCUACCACCACUGCCAGAGCCUGAUGAAGCCAGCCUGGUCAGACGCCGCCCACGGGGACGAGGUGCCCUAUGUUUUUGGAAUUCCUAUGAUUGGCCCCACUGACCUUUUCCCCUGUAACUUCUCAAAGAACGAUGUCAUGCUCAGCGCUGUGGUCAUGACCUACUGGACCAACUUUGCCAAGACUGGGGAUCCCAACAAACCGGUUCCCCAAGACACCAAGUUCAUCCACACCAAGGCCAACCGCUUCGAAGAGGUGGCCUGGUCCAAGUAUAACCCCCAGGACCAGCUGUACCUGCAUAUCGGCCUGAAGCCACGAGUGCGCGACCACUACCGCGCCACCAAAGUGGCCUUCUGGAAACACCUAGUGCCCCACCUGUACAACCUCCACGACAUGUUCCACUACACCUCCACCACCACCAAAGUGCCCCCGCCAGAGACCACCCAGAACACCUUGUCCACCAAGAGGCCCAACGGGAAGACCUCCUGGCCGUUCAACACCAAGCGGCCUCCCAUGUCCCCGGCGUACAACAGCGAGGACAAAGACUCUUGGAGCGAAGAUGAGGAGCCGGGGCCACUGGUGGUGGAGAACCCGCGGGAUUACUCCACAGAGCUCAGUGUCACUAUCGCUGUGGGGGCCUCGCUGCUGUUCCUCAAUGUGCUAGCUUUCGCAGCCCUCUACUACCGCAAGGACAAGCGGAGGCAGGACUCUGGCCAUGGGCAGCCCAGCCCGCAACGCCAGACCACCUCCAACGACAUUGGCCACCAUGCGCCCGAGGAGGAGAUCAUGUCGCUGCAGAUGAACCAGACGCACCAUGAGUGCGAGGCGGGGAACAGCAACGAGGGGGCACUACGCUUGGCCUCGUUGCCUGAUUACACACUCACUCUGCGGCGCUCUCCGGACGACAUUCCCCUCAUGACCCCCAACACCAUCACCAUGAUCCCCAAUUCCCUGGUGGGCAUGCCCAACCUGCACCCCUACAACACCUUCACAACUGGCUUCAACUCCACCGGCCUGCCGCACUCCCACUCAACCACCCGCGUAUAGCUUUAAGGAGGCCAGGGGCAGCCGGCGCAGGCGGGGGAGGAGGAGGCGGCGGUGGCGUUGGUGGAGGAGGAGCGGGAGGAUGAACGAACGGAGGAGAGGAUUGUGUUUUAUAAAUAUCACAGGGAGGGGGAGGGCUGCGAGGGGGAGGGGAGGGGAAGGGCAUGAGUCGGAUUAAAACGUGAAGAGAUUUAACUAGACUUUUACUACGAGGAGAGUUGCUGAGAGCUCUCUGUGGAUGUCAAGUUGUGCAGAGCUGCCAAAAUCAAACUGCUUCCCUUCUCCCGAUCGGGGGAGGGGGUCUUUCUGCAGUGUUUUUUUCUAAAAUAAUCAUUUUAAAAGCCUUUUUAAGCAGACUGAGGAGAUAUCAACACUUAUCUUGAAUUCAUAACAAAAACAAAGAGAAGUGCUUUUUAUUUCCCAUCCCUUCCUCCUGCGGGAGACACAUCUCGAACAAUGGCCUCUACGUCAGUAUUCGCGAAAUGUUUUUAAUUGCUUCUUUGUUUUGUUUUACGUUUCAAUGCCUUACAAAGCUUGUUCUUUUUUUGUCAUUAUUUUUAUUCCCUGAGACUAUUCCACGUGGAGUGUGUUACAAGGCAAUGAGACUCAAAGAUGAGAGACUGAAUCCAGGAUGGGAACCUAGAGGAUAUGCAGAUGUAGAGAUUUUUAAAAACCCAUUUUGGGCAACUCAUUUUUUUUCUUUCUGUUGCAUACCAACACAACAGCCACACAAAUGGUGUUAUCUUUUUUUUUUUUCUUUUUUUUUUAUCGUAUAGAAAUGAUUUGUCUGGGACAGCUCUUGCCGGGAGACGAGAAAGGCAGAGAUAAAUACUAUGUUACUGUGAUUGUUUUGUUAAGAAAAAAAGUGCAUCUUUUACAGCCAAUUUAUCUGUUAAGCUAUCUGAUAUUAUCUCCACAAAGUGUGCACGUACACAUGCUGCUUAGAGCACCUGUGUGUUUGUGUGCAUGUGAAAACGAUUUCUCGUUCCCUGCGCGCAAGCGUGGUUAAGAGGCUGAGAUAAAGGAAGAGACACAUUGUCGCAACUUGCAAAAGCAAGAGUGGCAAGCGAGUGGGUCUGUAUGUGUGUGAUUGAGAGUGUGUGAGAGGAUGUGUGUGUGCGAGUGUGUGUGUGUGUGUGUGUGUGUGUGUGUGUGUGUGUGUGUGUCCGUGCACCUGUUUUUUUGUUUGUAGGUUGUAUAAUGUGUUUUUUUGGGGGGGGUGGGGGCUGAGUACUUUCUCAUGUUGUUGAUUUUGGUUCACCACCAGUAGUGUUUCUGCUGCGUCUCUGGGUGUCUGUCUUUGCGAAAUAGCACUUUUGUUAUUUUCAAAGUUAUAUAUGUCUAAUUUUGCUUAAAGAUUACAAAAUAAAUCUAUUAUUUUACGUGUAAGAGAAAAAAAAAUAGCUAAAGAUUCAACUGAACUAACUGACAUGAUUCCAUUGACUUUGUAAGAGUUCCUCUUCAAAAGCAGACAGUGGCCUGUUUGCACUGAAUAAACCUACAUCAGUGCACACUUGUAUUUCUUUGAAUAUAUAUAUAAAUAUGGGCAUACAUACAUAUAUGUAUAGGGCUUCUAUGGAGAUAUCGCUCCCACUUACAAAACAAUUUAAAACAAUGUUCAGACUGCAAAAGCACCAACACGAAUAAUUUCCAUGUAUUGUUGUUGUCAUUUGAAACAUCCUAAGCCAAGACUUCUCUAGGUGUCUUUGUAAGAGCUCUAUAUGUAUAUUUAUGUAUAAAAUAUUUAAUAUUUAUUUAUGUAUACCAGAUGCAUACAUGCUGAUUGUGCCAUGUGCCAAAUUAAAACUGUAAAAAAAUGAAGAAUAUAAAGUUUCACAAAACUUUUUUUCUCUCUUGAUCAAAGUUCUUUUCCUCCCUUUUAUGACUUUUUAUUAUUUCCAUUUUGAAUGAGUUAAAAAAGAAACAUUCUUGCAGCAAGUGCAAGUCUCCCCCCCAGGACUUCCUCUCUACCUCCCUCUUCCUCUCUCCUCCUCCUCCUCCCUCUCUCCUUUUCUCUCGCUGAAACCUUUGAGAAAAACAGGCUAACAGCUUGGGGCCUAUCUGCGUGCAUAACUCCAGAUUUUACUGUAAUUCAUGCAAAGUAGUGCUGCAGCAAUGGGAGAUUGUGAAAAGAUUGCCUUGAUGUACUCACAUUGCAUCCUAUUAUAUGUUAUUCUCGGGGAGAAAACUGGAGUUAUUGAUUCUGCGAGUAAAACUGACAAUUUUCAUUAAGUAUCUUGGCGUCGCACACAUUGUCUCCUGCACUAUACAGCCAAGCGCCGUGAUGCGACCUGACCAGUGAUCCUGGAUCAGUGUCGCAAUUCUUAGAUAGUUCAUGCACAUAUUUUUAUGAAGUAUUCCAUUACAACUUCCCCUGGUAUUUAAUGAUUGGAGACGCAGCAGAGCGAGAAGCACAGUCUGGUCAGCUCAUCACCGAUCCUGCCAGUAGCAGAAAGAGAGAAGGGGUUAUUUGAGGGAAAUUGCUCCGAGUCUGAUCUAUAUGAGUCAUCUUGUUUUUGCUCAUCCUGCCUUAUAUGGGGCUCACCUCCUAAUCAGCCACCGUCUUCAUCCGAGCUGCUGCCACUAAGAGAGAAAUGUGGAGCUGUCUCACACAUACAGAAACAUUUAAUAAUGUCUCUGUGCUUAUGUAAGGAGCAGGCUAUGCAAAUAGUCAAACGGUUUCAGUAGCAAUAAUAUCAGAGGCAGCUUGUUGUCUGGCAUGAGAUGAACAAACAUUAUGGCAUUAUGAUGAGCCAGAAAAUGUUUAAAAUGCUCCUGACUGCGAAAUGGAUGCGAACCUGUCUUAUUAGAGUGUGUCCUUAAAGAUUUGAGUCACCCAAAUUACUCUAAAACAUGUUUUUUUAUGUGGAAUCGAGCAAUGCAGAAAGGUUUGGUUUUUAUUUUGGAAGAUUUUUAGAAACUAGGCACUUUCUGCAGCCACCUUAACACAGUGAAAGGAGAUGGAGUUUCAUUUGUGGUGCUCACAGCAUUGAAAUAUGACAUUUAGAAACAUGUUACAUCUAUUUCCUGGAAAAAAAGGUCCUUUCUAAAACACAUUCCUCUAUGAGCAAGUUCAACUGGUUUUAGGGACUUUUUCUUUGGUAGAAAGUUUCAAUAAAAACUAUUCACAGCGAGGUCUGUGGAUUAUUCAGAGUCACAGGAACAGAUUCAGAGAAGACAGAUUGUUGAAUUCUUUAAAGAUACACUAUGUAGGAUUUUUCUAAAAACAAUGUAUAGACUCAGAAAUAAUCCCUCUAAAUCGUCACUUAUGACCCGAAGUGUUUGGUGUUGUAUUUAUCUGCAGUGUCUGCCAUCUGCCUGUAUUUUCGUCUUGUCUUGUUUUCUGUGUUUGGGACGUUUGUGGGCGUGUACCCCCACAGUGCUCAGGUGAGGUCAAGGUACCUAGGUACCGUAAGCAGCAGGCAUCUAAGGGACACAGCGCUGGAAAAAUUCAAAUAUAGCGAGGCGAAACGCCAAAUAAAAGUGAAUCUGAGACUCUUACUUUCACUGUUUUCACACAGUAGCCAACAAUUCUGCAUAGCAUACCUUUAAAGCUGUUAUUAAGUAAUAUAAGUAUGCUAGCAAUGGUUGAAAUGACUCAUCAUAUGUGUCAUAGGGGCAAACCUACCUCCGAUUCUGCAGUCCCUCUCAGUUCUUAAGAGCAUUUUAGCAUCUUUUAGCUCUUUGUUUUGGUGUACGGCCUCCAACUUCAACCUUUUUGGUUCCUUUCACUGCUCUCAGUGUCAUUUUGAGAUGCAGCAGACAGUUGGUUUAAGCAAAAAAAACCGCCACUAAUUCACUAUGCGCUACCUGUCCAACAGCAAACAGCAGACAGACAGAAUUAGCGAGCAGCUGGUGAGCAUAGUGCAGCAUUUAGCAGCUAAGAGACAGAUAUUUCCCUCAGGAGUUAGGGCAGAGCAAAGUAAAGCUAAAAUGAGAGGGAAAAUUGGACUUACAUUCAUCAGGUGGCCAGAAACACGACUGAAAAUGAAAGGUGCUUGUGGGGAUGUAAAUAAGCAACUGUUCACCAACAAGUUCACCUUAUCAAGUUAAGUUGAUGUCAGUGUUGUGUGGCCAAAAUCAGUCAGGUUUAAAUGUUUUUUUUAAUGCUGUUAGCACCACAAAUAUCUCAUGCAUCAUUCCAUUUAUUAUCUAUUCAUUAUUUAGUAGAAGCAAGGCCUUCAGAUGCGGCUGCUUAUUUUUUUAUUUUUAUUUUUUUCAAAAUAUAUUUUGCCUUUUAUUUAUUGUGUUUUGUUUUGUUUUUUUGUCUUUUGCUAUUUGGGUGACCCAUACCUUUAAGAGAGGAUAUGAAUCAAAUGAAAGUAGUCCCCUGGUCUGAUCCGUCUGCAGUGUUGGGAGGUCAGUUUCCAUUGGCUCCAACACACACACACGCAGUGGCACAGGGCUAAAAUUGAGUGGAGGAGUUGAGAGUGAAGUAUCAAAGGGAAGAAAUGUCAUGGGAGGGCAACUUGUUUUUUGCCAUGUAAUUUUCCCAUAUGCUGUUAAAGCAGAGCAGAUGUCACUGAGUAUUGGCAGGGGUAGACCUGGCAGCCUUGGGGACACGGUUUGGGAUACAUGGCCCUGUGAAGAGUCACAUAAUUAAGUGGCGGACCAAAGGGGAAGACCAUGGAAAGUGCAGUGGUGAGAGAAAACGGGGUCAGACUCCUUCAGCAAUCAGACACCUGAAGGCUGGAUGAAAAUUAGUCCAAACUUCCUAUGACGAGAAUCACCACCAGUAGAGAAAUGGGACAGUUACGAGCGAGACACUUUUCCACAGUCGAGAUUUGUUUGCAGUUCAGCGAGUGUGUUUCCAAAGUGACAUCAUUCAAGGAUUGGCUGGAAUACCCCGAUGGGGUUUGUGACUGCCUCGACAGCACGGAAGACAAACCCAGCCUAGGAAAUGGAUGUGCCAAAUUACACAGUGCCACCCGCUGGGAGAGAGCUGCAGGUGUGAGUGUGUGUGUGUGUGUGUGUGUGUGUGCAGAAAUUGAGGAUUUUAUUUCUACCGCAGUGAACGUGUUGUUACCUAUAUUUCCUCUCACCCUCUCCCUCACCCUCAUCUCUCUCUUCCUGUGUCUCAUUCGUCUUUGCUCUCUCCUUCCUCUUUCAUGCAGGGCUUUUUUUUUUUUCAUGCUGCCUCACACAAAAUGCAAUCUGAGCGGCUCUACCUCUGUCUCACACGGACACGACUUGCCCAUUUUCUCUCUCUUCUACUUUGUAAGUGCCAUAAUGGUGACUGCUCGUUCAUUUCCCAUCAUUUAAGGUGUAAUUUUCUUGAGUUACUAUGUUUCUCUGCUGACUAAGACGCUAAUUGACAUUACUUAUUGGGAAGCAGAGUAGAAACCAGUCACUGAAGCAAAACUCUUGUAGCUUAAAUUGAAAUGGCCUGUUUUUCUCCAAGGGGAAAUCAUUCUGCAUUCUGUCAAAACAUCAAUAAUCUAUUAUUUCCAUGUGAAAAACACACUCUUGACAAUUUUCUUUUGUACCCACAGAGCAUAGAGAAAUCACUGGCAUAUUUUCAGGUUUUCCCCAGCAAGGACCACCAUGCACUGGAGUUUUUUCUUUUUUUUUCAGGGUGGCAUCCAACCCAGAUAUUGUAACACAUUUUUCACUAGAAACUAGGACUGAAAUCAACAAAAACCAACGGUGUUUGAGCCCAAAUACAUCAUGAAAAAUCUCUGUCAUCUCAGUGUCAUUGUACAGAUUACUAAAGAUGCCCUGUUACUUCUAUGUUUAUGUCCAUAGAAUGUAUUUAUAAUCUCGCA